Messenger RNA from Dermacentor andersoni, 9526 nucleotides. The record is from RefSeq and is a predicted model, not a curated record. Lineage: Eukaryota; Metazoa; Arthropoda; Arachnida; Ixodida; Ixodidae.
CAAUUCUAAACUGAAGGUACUAGUGUAAUAAUCAGCUGAAAAAGAAGAGAAUGAAGAACAAGAAAAUGUGCAGAAACCCAUCGACGGUGAUUGUCAAUGAGCCCGGACGAACGAAGGAGCGAUCUAACGAACGAACGAGUGAGCGAGCGAUAUAUAUACUGUGGGCGAUGCAUCAUCUGUUUUUCUACGAACAGUGCACGGUCAUAUGGCUUGCUUAUUUUCAUACGGCGCUGUUGCACGAAUGCCGCGGAGCCCUCUCGUGCGUAUGGCCGUCUGGCAGCGCUGUCUUAUCUGUUCCUGCUGUGACGCGAGCACUUCCGUGCAAGGCCGGAUGGACGCCGGCGAUAGCGGUUCUGCCGCGCUGACUGUCAUCGCAGUUCGCGCAAAGGCCGUCAGUGGCUCUGCCGUGGAAGCCGGAGCUGAGCGCCGCGGUGAUAGUGUCGCACCGUGCCCUGUCACACUGCGACGGAUGAGGACCACGGCGCCGCUGGCCUGCGUCGUGCUCAUCGCGGCUCUCGGGCGGCACCUGUGCGAACGCGCAGCCCGGUCGGGCUGCCCGCAUCUCGGCGGCUGCGCCUGCAUGAAGGUGCGCCGCGGCCUGCGGGUCCUGUGCAAUGCCACCGUGGACGGCGACGCUUUGAGCGCGGACAUCUCGAAGCUUGCAGGCUUCUCGCUAAACGCGCUCAUCUUAGACGGCGUGAACCUCACAGUUCUUCCUUCGCAGUACUUUGAGGACCUCACAGUCACGUCUCUGUCCCUGAAGAACACGCCCCUGCAGUCCACAACGAACGGCAGCUUCCAAGGAGCCAAGAUUCUCUCGACGCUGUACAUGGGACGCAACAGGCUGCGCGCGAUUCCGCGAGGGCUGCAGGCGGUGCCGGCUCUGAAAAUUCUGCGGCUGCCGGACAACUACAUAACCAGCCUUGAAAAUAUACCACCACUCGAGAACCUGACGGAGUUGGACCUAUCGGGUAAUCUCAUCGCGAGGCUCAACGGUGCUGACCUGAGAGGUCUUGGCGGCCUGAAAAAAGUGCUACUGGCAAACAACCUCAUACAUUUUAUGUCAUAUUUCAUCUUUAAAAGUGCGAAGCAUAUAAUGUUUGUUGAUUUGCACAACAAUUUUCUCACAAACAUCUACAACGCCUUUCAAGGUCUUGAUGAUAUCAUGGAGAUCGACUUGUCUAACAACAGAAUAAUUGGCAUCGACAAGUUAUCCACGGGAACUACGCCCAAGCUCAAGAUACUCCGUGCUGGCAAUAACAAUAUCUCUUGGCUCUCCAAGUUUGGUCCUCGCAACAUCGCAAUUGAAAAACUGGAACUGAGGAACUGCAACAUAAGCGAAUUGCGCACUGAUACGUUUAGCCAGCUGUCUGAGUUGAAGGUUCUUGAUCUCUCUUACAACGCCAUCGAAUAUAUACCCGGCAGCUAUUUUCACAAGGAGUCGAAGCUCAAGUACUUCAACAUUGCUGCAAACAAGCUCCGCAGCAUAAACAGUACUUUCAAGGUAACACGGCGCAUGGAAAAGCUAAACUUAUCCAUGAACUACAUCGAAGACAUUGGGGAAGCUUUCGUCAGCAUGCCGGCAUUGAAAAUAUUGACGCUAAGGAAUAACCGUAUCCAGUUCAUUCAGGAUGACACGUUCAAGUUUAACUCCAACAUCGAACACCUGGAUCUGAGCGGCAACAAGCUUGAGUGGGUCGGCAAAGACUGCUUUCUUCGUCUGUUUCGCCUCAGGGUGCUUCUCAUGACCGGAACUUCACUCGCACUGCUCAAUGGUUCGCUGCAUGGUCUGCCCUACUUGAAGUACCUCUUCAUUCACGACAACCGCCUGCAGAGGCUCACCGCUGCGGAUUUUGAAGGCAGCCGGCAGCUUUCUUUCAUCUAUGCGAGCCGGAACAAUAUCACCAGCGUCCGAGGAGCGUUCAGAGGUCUUCACGACUUGCAGACGCUCAGACUAGACGGAAAUCGACUCAGAUCCUUGCACAGAGCAAGCUUCCCGGAGAAGCUCGACAAACUGAAGCGGCUCGAGUUGGGCGGAAAUCCACUUCUCUGCGACUGUCAGCUUACGUGGCUCGUGAAAAGCGCCGCUUCUCUAGCUGCAAAAGGGGUCCCAGUUUGUCAAGGGCCCCACUGGAACCGAGGGGAGCAACUGUUCAACUUAUCAGUAGAGAAUCUCACGGCGUGGUUCACGAACUGCAGCCGGGGCUGCGACUGUGCCUGCCUUCAGGACACACCGUUUUCUGCAGCCAUACUCGUCAACUGUUCUCGCAAAGGACUGAAGGAGCUUCCAGGAGAGUUCCCGUCGAAAACACGCGUCCUUGAUCUAAGCUGGAACCGCUUGAGUCAACUGCAAAACGAAUUGAUCUUUAAGACUCCAUUCCUCGUUUCACUGAACCUAGCCAAUAAUCUACUUUCAGGCAUCGGAACCGGAGUCAUUCCGCGCUCAACGGAACGGAUAGACCUGAGCAAGAACUCUCUGCGUACCUUUCCUUUUGGGAUGGUCUCCGAAAGGACAGUAGCGGCCAUUUGGCUUUCGGGUAAUCCUUGGGAGUGCAGCUGUCAGGACUACUCCUUCAGGCAAUGGGCCGAAGCACAUAGUUCUGCAAUUAAGGAUUACAACGAAACUGUCUGCGCUCAAGGACAAAGCCAGUAUACAUCCGGAAAGAAGUUCAUGCACCUCGGAGAAAAGGAUUUGUGCCCCUCACUGAAAGUCUUCAUCGUGCUGGCGUAUGGAAUUCCUUUCCUGGCAUUGCUGGUUACUGUCAUGGCCUCCGUGACAGUCUACUUGAAAUACAAGCAGCAGAUAAGGGUGUGGCUGUACGCGCGCGGAAUCUGCCACACUCUCCAGUGCAUCAAGGAGGAUGAUAUUGACGAGGACAAGGACUUCGACGUGUUCCUCUCGUUCAGCAGCAAAGAUCGAGAGUGGGCGUACAGCGAGCUUCUUCCGAAAGUCGAGGCGCAUGGCUUCUCGGUCUGUACCUAUGACCGAAACUUCAAGGGUGGCUUCCUGAUUCAGGACAUCGUACAGGAGGCCGUCUCGUGCUCAAGGCGCACGCUCUUGGUUCUGACACAGCACUACGUGGAGAGUGAAUGGUGCCGCUGGGAAUUUCGCGUGGCGCAGCACCGUGCCCUGCAGGACAACAUCAACCGCCUGAUCAUCGUGGCCGUUGGCGAGGUCUGUCCCGAAGGCAUCGACGAGGAACUGCAGCGGUACAUGCAGGAGACCAACUAUCUGCGUUGGGGCGAACCGCAUUUCUGGGACAAGUUGCUCUACUCGCUGCCCAAGAAGGGCGCCCGCACCAGGGUCAUCCCGAACGCGUACCCUAUGUCUCCUGUCGCUUCGACGAUACACGGGUGUGCUGUGAAACGUGUGCUGCGCAGACACGCCACCGACCGUGUGAAAACUCUGGACACAGACGAAAGAAGGAUGCUACCAUCGGCAAAACAAGUGCUGCGUCGGGUAGGCCUGCGUGUGUGCCUGCUGUUAAUGACGUGCGCGUUCCGCUCGUCCGUGGCCCGAGAGUCGUGGCGCAAUGUGAACGCUACCUGCCCGAAGCUGGAGCGCUGCGAAUGUUUUGUCAUCAGUCAAGGGGCUCUGACACUCUGCAGGAAUGUAUCUCAACCGCACGAACUUGACGCCGACAUGGCCAAGCUCGAGGGUAUUGUCCACAGGAAACUGACCUUCGACCAUGUUCAAAUGACCGAGCUGCCGGCCGCGUGGUUCUCAAAUCACACAAUCAUCAUGUUGAUCAUCGUCAACAGUCCCCUCCGUGACAUCGGGGAUGAAGCCGUCGGUGCUUUGGGCCGAAUGUCGCGAAUGCUGCUGGAGAAUGACCAGCUGGAGGCUUUGCCCCGAGGCUUGGCGGCGGCGAAGCACUUGCGCUGGCUCGAAGUGCGCAAGAACCGCAUCCGAUUCCUUCAAGGCGUGUUACCUUUGCCCGGACUGUUCGAGUUGGAUAUUCGCUUCAACGCGAUCGAGCGAAUCGAUGAAAAAUAUCUGUGGGGCUUACCUAAUCUGGAGCAUUUGCGCGUUUCCGGCAACAGAAUACGGCAGCUGCCAGCUACCCUAUUCAAGAAUACGAGAAAGUUGAAGAAAGUUGAGUUUCGUAACAACAACAUUGCAGAGGUAAACGGCGUGUUCGACGAUAUGCCUUACAUAGAGACUCUCGACUUGAGUUACAAUAUGAUUACAGACGUCGACAGGUUGUUGAAAGCAAGAAUGCCUUACUUAAGUACGCUUAAUCUCGAUCAUAAUCGAAUUAACGCUAUAAGCGAAGUCGCAUCGUCAAACGCCAUGAUUGAAGAACUCUUCUUGAACGACAAUGAAAUAACUCAAGUGGAGGUCGGUUCCUUCGCGGCUUUGGAAGAAAUGACCCGUCUGGACCUCAGCCGCAACAGCAUAUUGUAUUUAAACGAGUCGGUUUUUAAUACAGACUCAAAGCUGGAAUACCUGGGAUUGUCGGACAACCGCUUAGCUAGCGUGACAGGAGUGUUUGGCAGGACGCGUCGCCUGAAGGACCUGAAGUUGUCGUCCAACCGGAUUGAGGACAUCACCAGCGCCUUCAAGGGUCUAACGCUAUUGAGAAAGAUUUCGCUCAGGAGCAAUCUGGUGACCCACGUUCCUGACGGCACAUUUAGCGACAACAGUGGCCUGGUUGAAAUCAACUUGAGUGAUAACAAGAUACUGUGGGUGGGAAGGAACGCCUUCGUGGGGCUCGUUAUCCUCGACAAGCUGCUGCUGCAAAACAACCUGCUCCUGGCGCUCAACGGCUCUUCGAGAAAUCUGCCUAAGCUACGUUACGUGGACGCCUCCAACAACGCAAUCCAGUCCCUGGAAAACGGCGAAUUCGCCAACGAUGGCCGCCUGGCUUCUAUUCAACUAACAGCGAACAACAUCAGCAAUGUGCGAGGAGCUUUCACAGGUGCCAAUAACCUGGUGGGGCUCUUCCUGAGGCGAAACCGAGUGGAGCUGCUGCGCCGGAGUGACUUCGCCAAGGCGCUAAAGAAGAAGCCGACGAUCAUCCUUGACGAGAACCCCCUAAUAUGCGACUGCAGAAUGGCUUGGCUUAUGCGGCCGGACGGCGAAGCACGGGCGGGAAACUACCUGCCAUGUGCGGGGCCACAGUGGCUGAAAGGAAACCUCUUUAACGGGCUCACGGAGAACGAGCUGAUCAGGUGGAAAAAGGACUGCGAGCUGGGUUGUCGCUGCGACUGCCGAGAAGACUCCCUCGGUGACCGAGCCAUCGCCGUCGACUGCACAUCGGCGGCACUGAACCGCGCGCCGCAAGUAUUUCCAGAGGGCACAACCGAGUUGGAACUCCGCGAUAACAGCAUCGAAGAGAUUGGCGACGCUCUCAUCAACGGUGCGCCACACCUCGAAGUUCUCUCCCUGCGAAAUAACCUCCUGACAAGCUUCAAUGUGACCGAGAUACCCGAAAAUGUGCGCUAUCUCGACUUGAGUAGCAACCGUAUGAAGCGGUUCCCGUACGCCUUCGUGACGAAGCACAACCUGACGUCGUUGCGGCUCUCCGCCAACCCUUUCGUGUGCGAGUGUGCCGACUACCCUUUCAGACAGUGGAUGGAAGCUCACGGUCAUGUGAUCCUGGAUGUCGCAGACAUCAUGUGUGCCGAGAGUUCCAAUUCACUGGUGUCCCUGAAGCCCUUUGUGACAUUAGGGCAGAAACAACUGUGCCCGGGAGCUGUUCCACGAGCCAUAAUAUACAUACUGCCCAUCUUGGUGUCGCUGGUGAUCGGGCUGGCGCUGUCGGCGGCCUACCUGCGCUACAAGCGCGAGCUGAAGGUGUGGCUGUACGCGCGCGGCGUGUGCCGCUCGCUGCAGUGCAUCAAGGAGGACGAGCUGGACGAAGAGAAGCUGUUCGACGUGUUCCUCUCGUUCAGCAGCCGGGACGCCGGCUGGGUCCACGCGCAGCUGCUGCCCGGCGUCGAGGCGCUCGGCUUCUCGGUCUGCACCUACGAGCGAAACUUCAAGGGCGGCUUCCUGCUGCAGGACAUCAUCCGCGACGCCGUGGCGUGCUCCAGGCGCACCUUGCUGCUGCUCACGGAAAACUUCAUGGAGAGCGAGUGGUGUCGUUGGGAGUUUCGGGUGGCGUACCAGCGUGCCCUGACUGAUCAUAUAAACCGGUUGGUGAUCGUGCUUGUUGACGAGGUGCCUGCUGACUCACUGGACGAGGACCUCCAAACGUACGUGCGGGCCGCAAACUAUGUACGCUGGGGCGAGCCGAACUUCUGGGACAAGCUGUUAUACUCGCUGCCCAAGAAGGACUCCAAGAGAAAGCUCAUCACCAGCAGAGUAGAAGAGCACUCCCUGGGCUAUAUCACCGACCCUUGCCUUUCUUUGCCUCUGUUCUCUCUCUGGGCCGCCAGUGAUGGCUUUGUGUGUGCGCGCGUCAGAACCUCGCAAUCGAGCUGUGAAACGCCAGCCAAAGUUCGUGCGCGUCGCCUCCGGCAGAGUUGGAUCGCACCCGACAUGUUGUCAUCUACAGCGAAACAACUACGCCAAAUAGACUGGCUGGUGCUCGUGCUAGCAACGUGCACGUUCUGUUGGACCGAGGCCAAAGAAUGGCGCAGGGUGAACGCCACCUGCCCAAAGCUGUCGCAUUGCCAAUGUACCGUCGUCAAGAAAGGGGCUUUGACCACGUGCAGGAACGUCGUCAGCAGACAAGAACUGGACGCGGACAUGGCAAAGUUAGAGGGAAUCGUCCACUCGAAACUCGCUUUCGACGACGUCCAAGUCACAGAGCUGCCAGCUUCGUGGUUCUCCAACCAUUCAGUAAGCUUGCUAGUUGUCAAAAACUCUCCCCUGCGCGAUAUCGAAACGGCGGCCGUCAGUGGCAUCGACAGACUGUCGCGCCUGCUGCUGGAGAAUGACCGGUUGGACGUUGUGCCUCGCGAUGUGAGUGCGGCGAAGCGCCUGCGCUGGCUCCAUAUACGAAAGAACUACAUCAGAUCCCUGCAAGGCAUGUUAUCUCUGCCCGAACUGUUCGAACUGGAUCUUCGCUUCAACGCCAUUGAGACGAUAGAUGAAAGAUAUUUCUCGGGAAUGGCUAAUCUGCAGAGUCUUCUGCUGUCUUCUAAUAAGAUACAGCACCUGCCGCGUAUGCUUUUCAAAGAUACGAAAAAGUUGAAGUAUGUGGAGUUUCGCAGCAACCGCAUUACAAUGAUCAACGCCGUGUUCGACGAUCUGCGCUACCUGGAGGUUCUCGAUUUAAGCCGCAACGUGAUCACAGACAUCGAAGAGCUAAUGGCCUCCAAAAUGCCUUAUCUGAAAACUAUUAAUCUCGAAGAUAACCGUAUAAACGUGAUCCCUGAGGUAUCAGCGUCCAAUGCAAUGAUCGGAAGAGUUCUUCUUAGCAGGAACCAAAUUAUCGAAGUAAGACCCGGAGCCUUCGCGGCACUGGAAGCAAUGUCUCGUGUCGAGAUGAGCAACAACAGCAUAUCCUCUUUGGACGAGUCGGUUUUUCAUGCCAACUCCAAGUUGGAACAUCUUGCACUGUCAGGAAACGAGAUGACUAGCAUAUUAGGAACGUUCAGAAAUAUCCAUUGGAUCAAAGAAUUGGUCUUGGCGUCAAACGAAAUAGAAGACAUAACGGAUGCCUUUAAGGGACUUACGCUACUGAGGGUGCUUUCGCUUAAGAACAACGUUGUGUCCCAUGUUCAAGAUGGCACUUUCAGCGACAACCCUGGCCUUGUUGAGAUAAAUUUGAGCCAUAACAAGCUACAGUGGAUCGGAAGAAACGCUUUCAAGGGUCUUGUGACGCUGAACAAGUUGAUUCUCCGUGGCAACCAGUUGCUGUCCCUCAACGGCUCUGUAAGGAAUCUGCCCUUCGUGCAAUAUCUGGACGCCUCAUUCAACGCAAUACAGUCCAUGGAAAAGGGAGAGUUUUCCAACAGCGGCCACCUGACUUUCAUCCAAUUUGCGUACAACAACAUCAGCGAUGUGCGAGGGGCUUUCACUGGAGCCACAAGCCUGGUGGGACUCGGGCUUAGAGGAAACCAAGUGCAGCUGCUACGGCGCACGGAUUUCGCUGAGCGACUGACCACCAAGCCGACCCUCACUCUUGACGACAACCCUCUGAUGUGUGACUGCAGACUGGCUUGGCUUCUGGGACGAAACAGCGAAGUGCGGACGCGAAGUUACCCGAAAUGCGAGAACCCGCCGUGGCUGAAGGGAACGCUGUUGCACGACCUUACGAGGCAACAGGUGAUCCGGUGGCAAGACAACUGCGAGCUGGGUUGCCGGUGCGACUGCCGCGAAGACUCCCUCGGCGAACGAACGAUCGCCGUCGACUGCUCGUCGGCGGCACUCAACCGCACGCCGCAAGCCUUCCCAGAGGAGACGACGCGGCUGGAACUCCACGACAACCGCAUAGAAGGCCUUGGCGACGCUCUCGUCAAAGGCGCGCCACGCCUCGAAGUUCUCUCGCUCAGAAAUAAUCUUCUGACCGGUCUCAAUGUAAGCCAGAUCCCCGAAAAAGUUCGCUCACUCGACCUGAGUGGCAACCGCAUGAAGCGGCUCCCCUAUGCCCUCGUGACGGGACGAAACUUGACGACUUUGAGGCUGUCCGCCAACCCUUUCGCGUGCGAAUGCAUCGACUACCCUUUCAGACAGUGGAUGGAAGCUCACGGCGACACGAUUUUGGAUGCUGUAGACAUUGUGUGCGCAGAGAACCCCAAUUCACUGGUAUCUUCGAAAGCAUUCGCGACUCUAGGACAGAAAGAACUUUGUCCGGCAGCUGUACCAGGCGUCAUAGCGUACGUGCUACCUGUCUUGGUGUCGCUGGUGAUCGGGCUGGCGCUGUCGGCGGCCUACCUGCGCUACAAGCGCGAGCUGAAGGUGUGGCUGUACGCGCGCGGCGUGUGCCGCUCGCUGCAGUGCAUCAAGGAGGACGAGCUGGACGAAGAGAAGCUGUUCGACGUGUUCCUCUCGUUCAGCAGCCGGGACGCCGGCUGGGUCCGCGCGCAGCUGCUGCCCGGGGUCGAGGCGCUCGGCUUCUCGGUCUGCACCUACGAGCGAAACUUCAAGGGCGGCUUCCUGCUGCAGGACAUCAUCCGCGACGCCGUGGCGUGCUCCAGGCGCACCUUGCUGCUGCUUACGGAGAACUUUGUGGAGAGCGAAUGGUGUCGCUGGGAGUUCCGUCUGGCGUACCAGCGCGCUCUGGAGGACCACGUCAACCGGUUGGUGAUCGUGCUUGUCGACGAGGUCGCCCCUGGGUCACUGAACGAGGACCUCCGUGCGUACAUGCAGGCCACGAAUUACGCACGCUGGGGAGAGCCGAACUUCUGGGACAAGUUACUGUACUCGCUUCCCAAGAGACACGCCAAGCGGAAGCUCAUCCUCGACAGGCCGCAAGAGUACCCCAUGACACCUAUCACCAGCGCUGUACAGGAACAGGAAUAAAAUGUGCUUCGCUAAUCCGCAGGGGUACCACUUGUCACCAAAGCGAAGAUACAUUUAAUAAGACGUUGCAGAUGACUCUGAGAGGAUUCCAAGCAGCGGGGGAUACGU